UUGUAUACGGCCGCUAGUGCGACAGCAGGAAGCUUUGCCGUAGCCCUGGACGGCUCGCCAUACGGCUCCUUCUCCAUCUCCAAGGAAGAGGGUCAAGACGAGCCCUGUGCUGCGCGGUUGAUUGUCGAUAUUAAUAGUUUGCCUGCUACCCAACAUACUCUCAAAGUCACCGUCAUCGAGGGCCUCACGGAUGGCGGACUCAACUUUGUAUUCGCUGGAUUUGGUCUCUCGUCUGUCUCGUCGAAUUCGUCGCGGUUGACGAAUCCCACUGCGGCUGUGACUCCUACUCCCAAGUCCAAUAUCGGGGCGAUCGUAGGAGGAGUCCUGGGUGGUCUAGCGGGUCUUUCCCUCAUCGUACUCGGUCUCUUCUUCCUGCGCAGGCGCCGCAUCGCUGCUGCCAAAGAGGCCAGUCAACCCGUCAGCCCCUCCAAAUCCGUCGAGGACGAUCAACAGACGCUGUGCGGCAUUGAAGCAGACAAGCAAGCGGCUGCCAAAGUCUAA
This is a messenger RNA of Acaulospora colombiana, 501 nucleotides long. The record is from the annotation of a GenBank genome assembly. NCBI's taxonomy places the organism in Eukaryota, Fungi, Glomeromycota, Glomeromycetes, Diversisporales, Acaulosporaceae.